UGCUCUUCUUGUUUCUAAACGAAGGGGGCUUUUGCGUUUUGCCAAAUCUUGUCGAUUUGUAUUCUACUGGGAACGUGAAUCCGUUAGUAUUAGAAGGACAACGAUGGCGGAGCAGCCGCAGCUGCAGAACCAACAAGUGGAGGCAGAGUUGCUGCAAUCAUCGCAGGCUCCGAAGGAAGGCAUGAUAGCGUACGUUAUGGCAUUGGAGGCUGCCUUGCUUCCUUGCUUACCUGCAAGAGAGCUCCAAGCAAUAGAUCGCUCGCCACAUCCUUCUCAUCAGAUUGACGUUGAGAGACAUGCCGGAGACUUUAUGGAGGCUGCCAAGAAGCUUCAACUGUAUUUUGUUGGUCUGCAACGAGAGGAUCAGUCAACCAAGACUGAAACUCUGAGAAAGGACAUUGCAAUGAUGGAAGAAGAAGUGAAGGUGAAGAAUGAGCUAAUCAAGAAGCAAGAGAGACUAAUCCAUGGUUGGAGGAAGGAGUUGAAAGAUCAAUUGGAUAGACACAACAAUGAGCUGGAGAGGGUGUAGAAUAUGUGCAGGCCAGCUGCACGAUUUUGAUUCCACAAAUGAUAAAGCUUUAAUAUGAAGGAUCACUGUAGCGAGGGAGAUCUGUCUGUGAAUGGCUGGACAAUGAGCUUUAAUCUGUCAACAUUGACAAAUGGGUUUUAAAUUUUAAUGCCUUAAAAUCCUAUUUCAGCACAUUCAAGGGGUUUUUGUUUUGUUCGGGUUUUUUUAUACCUUUUUCCCUUUGGGCCGGGCCAGAAGGAACGAAUGGUAACGAGAGGGCCCAAUAUAUAAUUUUUGGUAUGUAUUCCUACUUGGGCCAUUCGGCCCAGUAUAAUUUUCUGGAAUUUACCAUAUUUGCCCU
Messenger RNA from Tripterygium wilfordii, 869 nucleotides. RefSeq names its product mediator of RNA polymerase II transcription subunit 28-like. Gene Ontology annotation, biological process: regulation of DNA-templated transcription. NCBI's taxonomy places the organism in Eukaryota, Viridiplantae, Streptophyta, Magnoliopsida, Celastrales, Celastraceae. The transcript has 3 exons. Bases 104 to 529 code for a protein of 141 amino acids. Gene Ontology annotation, cellular component: mediator complex. The record is from RefSeq and is a predicted model, not a curated record.